AUGGAAGAAGUAGCAGUGGUAAUGUGGAGAAUCUGGCUAAGAAGGAACCAGCUCAUUUUUGAAAACAGUUUUAUGCCACCUAAGCAUCUUAUCAAUAUAGCAAGAGAGCAGCUCAGAGAAUUUCAGAUGGCCCAAGUUGUGGUAGAACACCCAAAUCCUAUUAGAGGUCUGUUGGGACAAGUUGGAUGGGUUAAACCUACUGCAGGGAGUGUGAAAGUCAACUGGGAUGCAGCUCUAGAUCAAAAAAAAGGAAAAGCAGGUUUUGGGAUUGUUAUAAGGGAUGAAAAGGGAGAGAUUCUCACGGCAUGUUGUGAUCAGAGACCUCAUGUUCAAGUUCCAGCUAUGGCUGAAUGUUUAGCUCUAUGGAAAGCCUUGGAAUUGUGUAGAGACCUUGGUUUCUGCCGAGUCUGGUUUGAAGGUGAUGCUCAGACAAUAGUCAAAGCUGUUAAUGAGGAGAUGCCAGAUUUCCCAUGUUAUGGAAGCAUUGUGUUAGACGUGAAGAAGCUGUUAGAGCAAAAGGUGGGGUGGAAGAUUCAGUACAUACACAGAAGUUCUAAUGGAGCUGCACAUAGUUUAGCUAAGGAGGCUCUAAAGUUAGACACAGAGGUUAUAUGGAUGGAAGAAACACCAGCUUGUAUAGCCGAAUGCAUAGAGAUUGAAAAAAGAUGUGAGAAAGCUUACGAAGAUGUUGCUAGUGGGGAUGCUAAUCCGAGGAAUGACAAGGAUAUUGAGGCUUGA
Molecule: messenger RNA, 738 nt
Organism: Carya illinoinensis
Lineage: Eukaryota; Viridiplantae; Streptophyta; Magnoliopsida; Fagales; Juglandaceae
Exons: 2
Coding region: 1-738 (245 amino acids)
Molecular function (GO): RNA-DNA hybrid ribonuclease activity; nucleic acid binding
Source: RefSeq, a predicted model, not a curated record